Penicillium daleae is the source of this 1776-nucleotide messenger RNA. RefSeq lists its product as uncharacterized. NCBI's taxonomy places the organism in Eukaryota, Fungi, Ascomycota, Eurotiomycetes, Eurotiales, Aspergillaceae. Gene Ontology annotation, biological process: transmembrane transport; amino acid transport. Gene Ontology annotation, cellular component: membrane. Bases 1 to 1776 code for a protein of 591 amino acids. The record is from RefSeq and is a predicted model, not a curated record. The transcript has a single exon. Gene Ontology annotation, molecular function: transmembrane transporter activity.
AUGAAUGUCGAACGUGGUCUCGAGUCCAGCGAUGAUCUGGCUCUGGCCCGACUGGGCAAGAAGCAGGUGCUGAAGCGCCGAUUCAACUUCAUGGCGAUCGUCGGGUUCGCUAUGGCCGAGUUGAUUACCUGGGAGACCGUUCUUACCCUAUUCUCUCAGUCAUUCGAUAACGGUGGUCCCGCGGGCGCCUUCUAUGGCUAUAUCAUUGCCUGUUUGUCUACGCUAUCCACAUAUACGGUCAUCGCUGAGCUGGCCUCCAUGGCGCCCAUUGCCGGAGGACAAUACUACUGGGUCUACAUGCUCGCACCCAUGCGCUGGAAGAAGGUCAGCAGCUACUUGAUUGGCUGGUUGACCUCCCUUGCAUGGAUCGCCACGAUCGCGACGGAGACCAUCUUCCUCGGCACAAUGAUCGAGGGUCUCAUCACAUUGAACAACCCAGAUUUUGCCCAGCAGCGCUGGCAGAACACUCUCCUGGCAUGGGCGAGCGUCGCGGGCACCUUCUUCAUAAAUGUCGUGGUGCCCAAUAUUCUGCCCCGUUUCGAGAUCUUCAUGUUGGUUUUGCAUUUGGCCGGGUUCAUCGCGAUCACAGCGGUGCUCCUGGCCAUGUCUCCCAAAAAAUCAGCUGAUUUCGUCUUCCACACCACUUUGAAUGAAGGCAAUUGGCCUACACAAGGCAUCUCAUACUGUGUUGGCUUUAUUGGAAACAUUGCCACUUUUGUCGGCGCCGACGCGAGUGUCCACAUGGCCGAAGAAGUCGCCAAUGCCGCAGUGGUGAUCCCUCAAGCGAUCAUCGCGGGCAUGUCCAUCAACAGUGCCCUCGGAUUCUCGAUGAUGCUCACGGUGUUGUUCUGCCUGGGCGAUGUUGAAUCUGUGCUGAACACUGCUACAGGAUUCCCUUUUAUCCAAAUCUUCUACGACGUGACGCACUCGUACGCAGGCGCGUCAGUCAUGACCGCCGUCAUCAUGGUGCUCACCAUGGCCUGCUCAAUCGGUAUCACGGCCACUGCAUCUCGUAUGACCUGGUCUUUUGCCCGAGACCAGGGCUUACCCUUCUCCCGGUAUCUGAAGAGCGUGAACGCUCGCACCCAAGUCCCCAUCGUAUCUGUUACCGUAGUCUGCGGUCUCGCAUGUGCCCUGACGCUCAUCUACAUCGGCUCCACCACUGCUUUCAACGACGUCAUCUCCCUUACCGUGACUGGAUUCUACAGCACCUAUUUCCUCCCAAGCGCGUUCCUUCUCUACCAUCGCAUCAAGGGAAACAUCUUGCCCCAUGGUACCAUAAUGGACGGCCUCCCGGAUGCCGCCGUCACUGCCGCCAGCACCACUGCCAACUCCACCGAAAAAGCUCCUACCCCGGUGCGCCCAAAGAGCCCGGUUGACAAGCAAAUCCCCAGUCCAAGUCUAUCCCAGAGCCCCGAACGCGACAUGCCCGAGAAAAGGGGUAUCCAGCCCACUGAGUAUGACAUUGCCCAGGCACCUCUGAUCUGGGGCCCAUGGAAGGUUCCCGGUAUUCUCGGCACUAUUAACAAUGCGUACGCUUGCGUGUAUAUGCUAUUCGUCAUCUUCUGGAGUGUGUGGCCUCCAGAGACUCCCGUGGAUUACACGACCAUGAACUACAGUAUAGUUGUCACUGCGGGCGUGCUGAUUCUUAGCGGUAUCUGGUACUUUGUUCGUGCCCGGAAAGAAUACUCCGGCCCUCUGAUUGAUGAGGAGGUUGCUGAAAUCAUGCACCUUGCCCCCGCAGCGGUUGCCGCGACAGUCCCAAAGACAGACUAG